Trypanosoma rangeli is the source of this 1179-nucleotide messenger RNA. RefSeq names its product PSP1 family protein. Gene Ontology annotation, cellular component: cytoplasm. The record is from RefSeq and is a predicted model, not a curated record. NCBI's taxonomy places the organism in Eukaryota, Euglenozoa, Kinetoplastea, Trypanosomatida, Trypanosomatidae. The coding region runs from base 1 to 1179 and encodes 392 amino acids. The transcript has a single exon.
AUGCACUUUGCUCCCCUUUCCGACUGCACCGUUGGUGUCAUUCAGGAAGCCAACAAGGCGAAUAACGCGGCCUUCAAUGAGGUGAAGAAGGUGGUCCGGAAGAGGCAAACGCAUAAUCCGUACGUUCAAGCCAUCCUCACCCCGGUUCUGACGUACAACACACCCACUGAGAAAAAGCGGCAUGAACCCAACCCCAACGCGCCCGCAUUUAUUCCCGUCGAGAAGCCGUGGGACACGUACACCCUGGGCGCCUACAAUGAUGAACUUUACGUGGAUGAAACCGCCUAUGACUGCAGUGUGUAUGGGUCUCCCUAUUACUACGCCCAAUACAUGCCUGCAUCACAUGCACACCCGACGGCAACAUUGUGCCAGCUGCAUGCAGAGCCCACAGAAAGUGGGAGCACAAGCAUGCUUGACGACAAAUCCCUGAAUUUAAGCAAUAACAGUGGAUCAUGCGUAAACACCGGGAGCUCUGUGGUUUCCGCGCCAAUCCAGCGAAGCAACAAUCUUUACAAAAUGUACGUUGAUGGUCGUCCCAAGGUUGUUCGUGGUGUCAUCUACGCAGAAGUAAAGGUGGAGCUGCGCCUGGGUACUGAAGUGUUUAUCGUGAAUGAUGUGCCGCAGAUCUUUGGCGUUAUUGUGAAACCAGAUGAGCUUGUGGGUUGCCACGUUAUUGUGGAAGGAGAUCGUGGGGAGGACAUGGGCGUCAUUGUCUCCGUUGAACGCUCGGAGCAGGAACCCGUGAAGAGUGUGGAAUCAGAGGAGGAGGGUGAAAGCGCCAACCUCCGCGUGCUUCGUUUGGCCGUUUCAGAGGAAGUUGAGUCGUUCCACCGCCUCGACCAGCUGGAAGGGGAGGCGUUGCGCUUCUGCAAGGCCGCGAUUGACUCGCUGAAUAUGCGCACCCCGCUGCAGGUACAACGUGCGGUCUUUCAGUUCGAUCGAAAGAAGCUGACCUUCACGUACUGCAGCGAUAGCUACGUGGAAUUUAAGGCUCUGCUUCGUGCCCUCAACCGCCAGUACCAGUGCCGCAUCUGGAUGCACCAGCUAAACUGGGAGCUGAACUGCAGGCAACGGCGUCAACCGGCUGACGUUGAAGCUCAUCGCAAGAAACGACGCGAGGCCCGCAAGUGUGGGGCUGCCAAGAAGGACGGCAAGCGGAAUCACGAGGCCACGGAAUGA